UUGAGGCGGAGUGACGUUGGUAAACGGCUAAUCAGCUGAUUCCGAGUAAAUGAACCAAAAUAACUGGAUUUUUUCUCUCGGAAGAUUUUUAACUCUGGCUGCCACUUCCUAACAUUCAGAUCAGACCUCUCUGAUAUGCUUGGUUCAGACCGACAUCAUGGACAAAAUUUUGGAGGGCCUCAUCAGCUCCGAUCACUCUGUCCCAGUGAAGAGGGCCAUAGUGAAGAAGGUAAUGGAAGCCGCAGAAAAAGAAGUGACCGAGGAACAGUGUCGGGCAAUGUUCAUGCUCACCACCCGCCUCAUCUUGCUUGGUGAAGAUGCUUUCCAGAAGAAGAUUGGCUCGCAGGUUCUUGAAGCCUAUGCGCGCUAUCACCGGUCAGAGUUUGAGCAUUUCUUCAACAAAGACUUUGUCCUCAGUCUGCUUCAGCAGGGAUACGGGCAGCUAGACCACAGAGACCUAGCCAUCAUAGACUACAUCCACUGCUGCCUGCGGCUAUUGAUCAGCUGCCCUUCUGUGCUGGAGAUCUUCAGUGUGAUUCAGGUGGAAGUUUUAAGGAUGGUUUGCGAACACCCUGAGCCUGCUCUUGGUGCCCAUCUGAGCACUUUGCUGUCAGACUUUAUGCAGUGCAUCCCGAGGGAUAAGUCAGGAAUUUUGUUCUGCCAGCAGCUGGUGAGGACCAUCAGUUACUUUAACUGCUGUGCCACCCAAGAGCAGGAGCUGAGAGAGUAUGUACACCAGGUGACUAAAGUUUGCACGCUGCUGCAGAACAUCUGGAAGGCUGACCAAGCCACACUGUUGCCCUCGCUGCAGGAGGUAUUUGCUAUUAUCUCCUCCACAGAUCCUUCCUUUGACCCAUCCAUUGCACUCGCCAACCUGGUCCAGCACAUCCCCAUCCAGAUGAUCACAGUGCUUAUCAAGAGUCUCACCACUGAUCAGAAUGUCAAAGAUGCAAAUAUGACUAAAGCACUCUGCAGGAUGAUUGACUGGCUGUCAUGGCCUUUGGCCCAACAUGUUGAUACCUGGGUCAUCGCUCUGCUGAAAGGACUGGCUGCAGUUCAGAAGUUCACUAUCCUCAUAGAUGUCACUCUACUCAAGAUUGAACUGGUAUUCAGUCGUCUGCGGUAUCCUAUCGUGCGGCAGGGGGCGCUGGCCGUGCUUUCCCAUAUGCUGCUGAGUUUCCAGCACUCUCCUGAGGCCUUCCAUUUGGUUGUUCCACAUGUCGUGCCUCUAGUUCAGUCCCUAAAUGCAGAUGGUCUCCCCACCAGUAAGGCUUUCUUACUGCAGUUCACCGAGCUCAUACACUGCAUGAUGUACCAGUACUCCGGCUUUCCUGACCUCUAUGACCACAUAGUAGAAGCCAUCAAGGAUCUUCCAAAACCCCCAGAAGAGAAGAUCAAGUUGGUGUUGAAUCAAAGUGCCUGGACAUCUCAGUCCAACUCAUUUGCCUCUGGUUUACUAAAACAAACUGGGAAAUCGGAGACAGGCAAGACGGGGCUGAUCAACCUAGGGAACACUUGUUUUAUGAACAGCAUCAUCCAGACCCUGUUUAUGGCCACAGAUUUCAGGAGGCAUGUUUUAUCCUUGCAUCUAAACGGCUCCAACACACUAAUGAAAAAGCUCCAGCUCCUCUUCGCCUUCCUCGCUCACACACAGAGGGCAGCAUAUGCUCCCAGAAACUUCUUGGACGUAUCUCGGCCUCCCUGGUUCAACGCGGGUUCACAACAGGACUGUUCUGAGUACCUCCGAUUUAUUUUAGACAGGUUACAUGAAGAGGAGAAGACGAUUCAAAUCCUGGAAUCGGCUAAGCCAAAAGAUGCCGCCAAAGUUGACGGUGAAGACCCAACAAAUCCCACAUCUUCCAAGGAUCAAGGGGAGACACAUUUGACAGGAGCAGAAACUAAACCAGCAAAUGACAGGAGGACUUUAAUUGAAAAUAUGUUCGGUGGAAAGCUGGUCACAGGCAUUCGCUGUAUGUUGUGCAAUUGCAUCUCGGAGAAAGAAGAGCCUUUUACAGACCUCUCUUUGGCCUUUUGCCCGUCUGUCUCCUCUCAGGACAGUCCCAAACAACUGGGGCCCUCAGAGGAGCCAAAGGUCCUCUGUCAGGGAUCUGUCAAUGGUGGGAGUGAAGCUCCCGAGCCAGGCUCAAGCACCACUCUGAACACCAAUGUCCAUUGUGAGCAAGAAACAAAUGAGCCUCCUCGCUCUGUGCCUGACCUGGUGAACUAUUUCCUGGCUCCAGAGAUCCUCGAUGAAGACAAUGCCUACUUCUGCGAGAAAUGUAGCUCCCUCCAGCGGGCAGAGAGGACCAUGAAAGUAGUGUCCGCACCCGAGUACUUGAUCCUCACCCUGCUGCGAUUCUCAUAUGAUGCCAAAUGCCACAUCCGAAGGAAGAUUCUCGACAACGUCACCAUCCCACGAGCCUUGAGAUUUCCAGUUCAUGCGCCGUCGUUGCCCGGACAGCGCUCUUCCGCUGCGUCCUCUCCUUUGCAAGUGGAUUCUCCCGAGAGCAGCGAAAAUCUGGCGAAGAAACUCAAACCAUCUCAACGAGAUGAGGAGGAAGAGAAAAAGACGAGAAUGGAUGGAGCAGGGGAGACGAACGAAGCAGGAGAGAUGUCAGUUCAGUCGGUGCCCUAUGUCCUCGUCUCAGUGGUGAUGCAUUCUGGCCUAUCAUCAGAGAGCGGCCACUACUACUCUUACGGUCGUAACAUCAAUGGGUCAGACGGAGCACAGUACGCAGCUCAUCACUCACCCCUCCAGGACAGCUUGGGGAGUGGCCAGGCCACUUGCAGCCUUUGCACCUGUUCCGCUGUCCCAUCACCACCGGAACAAAGCGACACGCUACCUAAUAGUGCCCAAGAGGGGAAGGACUGGCUGCUGUUCAAUGACAGCAGAGUGACAUUCACAUCUUUCCAAUCAGUGCAAAACAUUACUAAUCGCUUCCCUAAGGACACGGCUUAUGUUCUUAUGUACAGGAAACAAGAGUUACCAGGGCAGAACUCGAACGGGGAACCACUGGCAAAUGGAAUGAGACCAAAUGCUGAACCUCCUCUGCAGAAAGAGCUGCUGGAUGCUAUUAUCAAGGACAAUAAGCUUUAUUUACAGGAACAGGAGCUUAAUGCUCGGACCCAGGCUCUUCAGGCUCCUUCGUCCUCCUGCUCAUUCAGGCCCAACGGUUCGGAUGACAAUAACCCGCCUGGGAGCUGUGGCCCAUCUGGUGGUGGUGGAGGAGGAGGAGGAGGCUUCAACACCAUUAGCAGACUGGUCUUCUGAAAGGAAAAGAAAUGCAGCAGAAAACCCACAUGGACUGCUGUAGAGCUGACUGGACUGUCAUCCCAUGUAUAGUGUGUUAUCUCAAAAAAAGAUUUUUAAAAAAGCACUGACAUAAUCUAAGAACAUACACUGAGUAUCCAUAUUGGCUCUGAUCUUUGAUUUGAUUUUAAUAGCUUUGAAAAGUUUGGUUGUUUUCCUCUCUUUAUUUUUGUCAUCAUUGAAUCAUUAUUUAUUGUUUUUGUGAUUUCAGCAUUGUAACACCUUCGGUUUCCUCAAAUGAAAGGAAUAACCGCAACAUAUGAUUUACCGGUAACUUGAGUCUUCUAAAACAUUUACGGUAAUAAAUAUCCAAAAUGGUUUUGUCUAGAA
Messenger RNA from Cololabis saira (Pacific saury), 3640 nucleotides. It is a transcript of the gene usp38, whose product is annotated as ubiquitin specific peptidase 38. The record is from RefSeq and is a predicted model, not a curated record. Lineage: Eukaryota; Metazoa; Chordata; Actinopteri; Beloniformes; Belonidae. Gene Ontology annotation, molecular function: cysteine-type endopeptidase activity; cysteine-type deubiquitinase activity. Gene Ontology annotation, cellular component: nucleus; cytosol. The coding region runs from base 158 to 3271 and encodes 1037 amino acids. Gene Ontology annotation, biological process: protein deubiquitination; ubiquitin-dependent protein catabolic process. The transcript is spliced from 11 exons.